AGUUGGGAUAAAUUCUCAUCGUUCUUGGACCUUAGAUGCCGCAUGAUGGAAAAUUUGGAAUACGCUAUGGUAAACCAAGCACCUAGCAAGCAGAAAACCCAGAUGACAUUAGUGUUCUUACUCCUGCACACUUUCUCAUUGGAUCUACAUUCACUGCAAUGGAUGAGCCUGAUGUCACCCAUCUGAACAUCGAUCGCUUGAGCCGGUGGCAGCGCGUAUGCCAAAUGCAGCAAACCUUCUGGCGCAAAUGGAGCGCCGACUACCUUUCGCUGCUGCAGGAGCGGACUAAAUGGCGCCUUCCUGUGAGCAACGUACCGGCAGGCAGCAUGGUCCUCAUCAAGGAGGACAACGUACCCCCUUUGCGGUGGCGCCUCGGCAGGGUCGAGAGCACCGUCGCCGGAGAGGACGGCGUCGAACGAGUUGCAGUCAUCCGAACCAACUCUGGACUAUGCAAGCGGGCAAUAAGGAAGCUUGCGGUACUGCCUCUGGAAACCACUUCACUUGGAAGCAUGACUCUUCCAACGGGGGCAGCAUGUCGGGAGCAGCCGCAGCAAUCAACUUAA
Molecule: messenger RNA, 563 nt
Organism: Drosophila kikkawai
Lineage: Eukaryota; Metazoa; Arthropoda; Insecta; Diptera; Drosophilidae
Source: RefSeq, a predicted model, not a curated record